AGUGGGCAUCAAGGGUGGGUAUCUUUUGUAAACAUUGAUGUCGAUCACAAAAAAUACACGUUGCAUUUCGCAGAAUUAAAUACAUCAUCGUUGCAGUUUUAUCGGCAUUUACAUAAUUACCGACCACGCGGAUGCUGUGACGAAAAAUGAUAGAAUCUUGUUCUAAAAAGCAAAUGGUCUUUGCCAUAAUCUGCUUGGGAGGACUGACGCUGCUUGUUUUGAUCUUCGAAAGUUACUGGACGUCCGAGAGCGGACACCACCACUCGCGGCAGUCGCACAAAAACGCGUCCAGGGGCAAUGGUUGCUGGUUAACCGAAGAGUUUGAAAUCGUCAAAGACUGUGCUCCGUGCGGCGACUUUGAGGUCGCCAGCAAAAGCGAGCCUGCUUGCAUUGCCACCGGUUUCAAGGAGACAAUCCUUUGUGCCAUCUCUGGAAAGGUUUUCAGAGCUUGCGAUCGAGUUACUUGGAUCGAUGAGCGAAACUUUUGGACGUUCGAGGCUUUGAUGCUUCUUGCCGGAAUUUUCUCGUACUUCGUCGUGUACGCCCGACAAAAACUGCUGGACCAAGAAAUGCUCCAACGGAUACAGAGACAACUUGCUCGAGGAGUUUAA
Molecule: messenger RNA, 611 nt
Organism: Neocloeon triangulifer
Lineage: Eukaryota; Metazoa; Arthropoda; Insecta; Ephemeroptera; Baetidae
Gene: JTBR
Product: protein JTB
Exons: 4
Coding region: 147-611 (154 amino acids)
Biological process (GO): mitotic cytokinesis
Cellular component (GO): centrosome; midbody; membrane
Source: RefSeq, a predicted model, not a curated record